AUGGCCAAUUAUCAACUGUAUCGUAAUACAACAUUAGGUGUGACAUUGCAAGAAACAUUAGAAGACAUGAUUACGCAAGGUCAAUUGACUGAACAAGCAGCUGGCAAAGUUCUCAGUGAAUUUGACCGAUCUAUUAAUGCAGUACUUGACAAGCGAAUUACCAAAAAAGUUCAAUUCACGGGAAAAUUAAGCACCUAUCGUUUUUGUGACAAUGUUUGGACACUGGUACUGAACGAGUUCUCUGUCAGAGAGGGUAAUCAAGCUCAACAACAUAACACAGCAUCAUCGAAUAUACCCCGUGUCGACAAAGUGAAGAUUGUUGCAUGCGAUGGAAAAAGUGCCGCCCAAUCUUGA
Messenger RNA from Adineta ricciae, 354 nucleotides. NCBI's taxonomy places the organism in Eukaryota, Metazoa, Rotifera, Eurotatoria, Adinetida, Adinetidae. The record is from the annotation of a GenBank genome assembly.